Messenger RNA from Trichechus manatus latirostris (Florida manatee), 1536 nucleotides. It is a transcript of the gene TRIM72, whose product is annotated as tripartite motif containing 72. NCBI's taxonomy places the organism in Eukaryota, Metazoa, Chordata, Mammalia, Sirenia, Trichechidae. The transcript is spliced from 6 exons. Gene Ontology annotation, cellular component: sarcolemma; cytoplasm. The record is from RefSeq and is a predicted model, not a curated record. Gene Ontology annotation, molecular function: protein binding; zinc ion binding; ubiquitin protein ligase activity. Gene Ontology annotation, biological process: protein ubiquitination; proteasome-mediated ubiquitin-dependent protein catabolic process. Bases 1 to 1434 code for a protein of 477 amino acids.
AUGUCGGCCACACCCGGCCUCCUGCACCAGGAGCUGUCCUGCCCGCUGUGCCUGCAGCUGUUCGACGCGCCCGUGACGGCUGAAUGCGGCCACAGCUUCUGCCGCGCCUGCCUGGGUCGCGUGGCGGGGGAGCCGGCAGCCGACGGCACGGUGCUCUGCCCCUGCUGUCAAGCACCCACACGGCCGCAGGCACUCAACACCAACCUGCAGCUAGCGCGCCUGGUGGAGGGGCUGGCGCAGGUGCCUCAGGGCCACUGUGAGGAGCACCUGGACCCUCUCAGCAUCUACUGCGAGCAGGACCGCGCUCUCGUGUGCGGUGUGUGCGCCUCGCUCGGUUCGCAUCGCGGCCACCGCCUGCUGCCUGCCGCCGAGGCCCAUGCGCGCCUCAAGACGCAGCUCCCCCAACAGAAGAUGCAGCUGCAGGAGGCAUGUAUGCGCAAGGAGAAGAGUGUGGCUGUGCUGGAGCAUCAGCUAGCGGAGGUGGAGGAGACAGUGCGUCAGUUCCGGGGGGCCGUGGGGGAGCAGUUGGGCAAGAUGCGGGUUUUCCUGGCUGCAUUGGAGGCUUCAUUAGACCGAGAGGCAGAGCGUGUGCGGGAUGAGGCAGGAGUCGCACUCAGGCGGGAGCUGGGGGGCUUGAACUCUUACCUGGAGCAGCUGCGGCAGAUGGAAAAAGUGCUGGAGGAGGUGGCGGACAAGCCACAGACUGAGUUCCUCACGAAAUACUGCCUGGUGACCAGCAGGCUACAGAAGAUCCUGGCAGAGUCUCCACCGCCUGCCCGCUUGGACAUCCAGUUGCCUGUCAUCUCAGAUGACUUCAAAUUCCAGGUGUGGAGGAAGAUGUUCCGGGCUCUGAUGCCAGCGCUGGAGGAGCUGACCUUUGACCCGAGCACGGCGCACCCGAGCCUGGUGGUGUCACCGUCAGGUCGCCGCGUGGAGUGCUCGGAGCAGAAGGCGCCACCAGCUGGUGAGGACCCGCGCCAGUUCGACAAGGCCGUGGCGGUGGUGGCGCACCAGCUGCUCUCUGACGGCGAGCACUACUGGGAGGUGGAGGUGGGCGACAAGCCACGUUGGGCACUCGGCAUUAUCGCGGCUGAGGCCAGUCGCCGCGGCCGGCUGCACGCUGUCCCCUCGCAGGGCCUCUGGCUGCUCGGGCUUCGCGACGGCAAGAUCCUGGAGGCACACGUUGAGGCCAAGGAGCCUCGCGCACUGCGCACACCGGAGAGGCGGCCGACGCGCAUAGGUCUCUACCUAAGCUUCGGGGAGGGCACCCUCGCCUUCUACGACGCCACUGACGCUGACGCGCUAGUGCUGCUCUUUGCCUUCCACGAGCGCCUGCCCGGGCCAGUGUACCCCUUCUUUGACGUGUGCUGGCAUGACAAGGGCAAGAACGCGCAGCCGCUGCUGCUGGUGGGGCAAGAUGGAGGGCAGGCCUGAGCCACCUGGCUAGGUUGGGGAGGGGUGCCGGGUCCUGGCCGUUUGGGGCUCAGGCCUGGUUCCCCAGGCCUGGAGGGAGACAGGCAAGAACGGAGGUUGCCA